CUCUCUCCAGCUAAAACGACUUUCUUCAAUCCCCUCGAACAUCCGGGUUCGUCAAGCGCACAACUUAUUACCUCGACUUGUUCCAUCGCUGCACACAAUCACAUUCCGUCUCGUUCACAAUUCUCGGCCUCCCGCAGCGACCAGGAUGGUGCAGGACGGUCAUUUUUCUCCGAAUUAAAUGACAUGGAUGCGCAGAAUGCUGCUGAGCCCGCCUUUACGAAGCCUGCUGCUUCUCCCGAGCGGCCUGGCAGCGACACAGAUCAUCCCAGGCCUUCGUCCGCAACCAAGUCAUCGAGCGCCCUGAAACUCGAGCCGGCUUUCAAGGACGGCAGGCUAAGUGUACCGGCUUCGCGCUCGAACGACGACGACGGUACCGCAGACGGAAAUUCCGAUGCCGAGACAAUCGUGCUGCCAGGCAAGGAUGGCCACUCACCCUCCAAAGUUCGCAAGGGCAUCAAACACGAGGACAAGAGCGAUGCAGAAGACACCCCUUCAGUAUCGCUCGGUCGCAAGGCCUCUAAUCUGAAGCAGGACCGCGAAAGCGAGAGACCCGACCGCAGUGAGAGGCCGGACAAGUCAGCGCCGGUCACUGGCACUGUCUCAAACGAUGGAGCAGCUUCUCUUCUCGCCAAGAAGAAGAAGCACUCCGACAAGUCAAAAAUAAAGGACGGCUCCAGUGGUCUCAGCUCCGCCCCGACAUCACCACCGCAGCCCCAGCGCCGUCGCCGGCCCUCAAACGCACGUUCGGAUUCCGAAGCGGCCCAUGUAGACUCCAGCCGAUCCUCAACUAAGGAAAAGGCUAAAUCCGUGGACAAGGUAGUGCCUCAUAAGCGCAAAGCGCCACGGCCAGACUCCGAGGAUGAAGCAGAGAAUCGCAAGGUUCGGCGCCAGCGCACGUCGGGCUCUGGACUGGACGCGUCUCGCAAACAACACCUUCCGGUGAAGUCGCAUCAUGAGCCGUCAUCUCUGGCCCGAGCUGGGUCUACCUCCCCUCACUCCCGGGCCCAUCGGCGGAGCAUCUCGACGCAGCUGCCUGGGCAGUCUUCCAAUGGACUCAGCCAGAAGAAGAAGCGGGUGCCUGCACCGCUCCAGUCGAUGGAUUAUCAGUCUGACGACUCAUCUGCCAGCGGCAGCCCAUACCCGCGCAGUUCCAAGCUGCGUGGACUGGCGACUCCUGCAACCGCCGAAUCCACCAUUUCCCCUGCGAAAAUGGCACCGCACAAGAAGCAUCUGGAUGCACACGGCCAGACGUUCCUUGCAAGGGCCUGCGCCAAGGGAGAGUACGAGACGGCGAAACAGAGACUGCAGGAACGUCCCGAAGACAUCAAUGUAGCCGACUAUGCCGGCAACACCCCUCUCCAGAUCGCUGCUCUUAAUGGGUUUGACGAUAUCGUGAAACUGCUUGUGGACGCUGGCUGCAAUCUCGAUUGUGUCAAUCAUGACAAAGACACCCCUCUGCUCGACGCGGUAGAGAACGGACACCUAGAAGUCGUCAAGAUACUGCUCAACGCUGGUGUGAACCCCCGAAAGGCAAACGCAUAUGGCCAAGAACCCAUUGAUCGGGUGAACGAGGAGCUGGAUCAUGCCGAUGAGAUUAAGCGUGCUCUUCAGGAAGCCAAGCAGAAGAUGGGCGAACGAAGGCGAACCUCCGAGGAGCACCACCUGGAUCACACCGAUGCUCGUUCCUCUCACGGGCCGGAGAGUCCGCGGAGGUCCCCAGGAGCGUCGAGCUCCAUCCACGCCGGCGGCGGACGGAGAGCGGGCACAGUGCGCGCCACUAAAACCAGCAAUCAUCUGCUGUACAUGCCCAUGGACGACAAAACUCUCCGUCAGGCGGCCGCCCGUGGUGACGAGGAAACUGUUACGCGCAUUCUCCAAGUCAGAGAGACUUUUGACGAUCCGGAAUCCAUGGUAGCGGCCGCCCGAGGAGGCCACGAUAUCGUCAUGCAGCUCUUGCUCGCCCUAGGCAGAGCGAAUCCCGAUCCCUCCCCAAUCUCGGAUGGAGAGUAUUCCACUCCAAUGUUAGCUGCUAUCGGGCAAGAGAACAUCAAGGUAAUCAGACUUCUUCUCGAUCAAAACGACUUCGAUCCUACCCGGCGUUUCAAAGGGGAAACUUACUACGAGAUUGCGAGAAGACGGCGCGGUCCGAAUUGGAUGGACGAAGAGCACAUGCUCAAGGAUGCAUAUAACGAGUAUAAAAAGACGCAUAAAGAGAGCUUUAAAGUCCGAUCCCCCGGCAGACGAGACCAAGAUCGCGAUUCCAGGCGGCGAGUUGAUGCAAAGGAUGAGCCCUCAACGACCCAAAAGCGUCGGUCAAGCUCACUUGCGGCGCGCCCGGAUGACCAGACUUCUCCAAAACGAGGUCCCGGCAGGCCCAAGAAAGAGGACCGUAUUCCAGCCAUCGCCAUUUCUGACCGCGAGGCAUCACCUGCUGCAAAGCCCAUUGCAAAAGCACAGCGCGCAGAGUCCGAUCUCGCUGUGGCGUCUUCCGAGGGGGAGGCGGUCAAACCAAGGCGGAAGCUCGUUUCUGGCCGGGAGUUAAAGGGAGAGCGGGAGAGGCAACGGCGUCCUAGUCUGACUUCUAAUGCCUCUACAUUGAAGGAACCAUCCAGCCCUCGGGAGGAAUCCGAGAAGACGCACAAGGCAGAGAAAUAUCACGACAGGACGAAGGCUCUCAAGAGAGACGAAUCUCGUGACAGGCUAUCUGUUUCCGGUGAGAGUACAGGCAAGCGGAUCAGAUCCAGCGAAACUCCUCCUCACCUUGCAUCUAUGGACAAAGACGGCAACGAAAUCUCAGUCAAGAGAAGACGCGUGGAUGCCGACGGUAAGGAAAGACGGCCAAAGUCUAGCCAAUCCGACGACAGACUUCUUAAAGCACCCACACCUCGGGACCCGAGGCCUCCCUCGGCCUCAACGGGGAGUAGGCUCCCUUCCAAGACCAGAGAGGACGAAGAGCGAAGACCUAUGCCAAAAUUGAAGAAGGCAGAAUCGCUACAACAUGGUCGCCGCGAAUCAGGCAAAUCCGUCUCUUCGGAGAGCAGCAUACAUGUCAAGUCCGAAGAUCCGGAUGUCGAGAUGCCCGAUGCCGCUCCCCUUGCAAAGGAUGCCUCAGACUCUCGGUCCUCUGCACAAAAGGAGAAAGAGGAAGAGGAGAAAAGAAGGCGGGCUGAACUCGAGGCCGAGGCGAAGGAGGCGAAGAGAAAAGAAGAAGAAAGGCUGCGUCGAGAAAAAGAGCAGAAAGAAAAAGAGCGUCUUCGGCUUGAAGAAGCUAAGCGACUUGCAGAGGCGGAGGCUCGGCGGGAAGAAGAGGAGGCUCAACAGCGGAGAGAGGAAGAAGAGCGGAAACGACGCGAUGAGGAAGAAGAGCGGAGGCGACGAGAGGAAGAGGAACGGCGUCGUUUGCAGGAGGAGGAGAGGAAGAAGAGGGUGGAAGAGGAGGAGAGGAGGAGAGAGGAAGAGGAGCGAAAGCGAAAAGAGGAGGAGGAGCGAAAGCGAAAGGAGGAGGAGGAGCGGAAGAGGCGAGAAGAGGAAGAACGAAAGAAGCGAGAGGAGGAAGAACGACUUGAGCGGGAACGCCUUGAGCGUGAAGCCGCUGAAGAAGCACGGCGGAAACGCGAGGAGGAGGAGCGGAGGGAGCAGGAACGUAAAGAGCGCGCACUUAGGGAGGAGAUGGAGCGCCGUCGAGCGGCCAGAGAGGCUGAACGUGCGGCCAGAGAGGCCGAUAUGCGGCGGACUCGUCUGGAGCAGGAACGGGCUCGCCUGGCCAAACUCCCUCCCCUCUUGCGUUGGCUUGAUGGCUCUCUCAACCCAAAGACCCCAGAGGUGGCGGAAAAGUUCAGCAUGAUGCAGGGAGUUCGAUAUGACUGCAUCUGCCCAGAGGCGACCGGCACCCCGGCCGGCAGAGAGCAGUGGUUGCUCAACACGCAAGUUGCCCUCCUCCUGGGAGAGAAGGAUUUGAGCCUAUCGCGAUACACGACUUUCUGGCCACGCAAACCCGCAUCAGCUGUUGCAAAGCGAGUCAUCUGGCGGCUAGAGUCAGACCGAUAUGCGCUGACAACCCCGAGUCUCUACGAGCUCGGUGAGCAGCUCCCAGAAUACUACGGAGGGAACGAGCCGCGGCAGAUGAGCUAUCGAAUGCUCGAGCGACUCCGGGCAGAGGCGUGGGAGAAGUUUGCUGCGAUGGACAUGUUCUUUGUCAGGGCUUCCGAUUUUAUGGACCUUGUCCCAACCACGCAUCACCUCCGCCACGUGAAACUCACCAUGGCAUACUGCGAGCUUCCGGAAGACGGAGUGCAGCCCAUAAGCUGGACACCGCACCAGAAGUGGAAGAGCGACCCAGAAGUCAACGACCUCCACGGGUUUGCACCAAGCAAUAAGCACUUCAUUAACGGCGAACUGGUAUCAGAAGACAAGCCCAGUCUCAGGCAAGCCAGUUCAUCACCUUUCCGCCGACAACGAGUCCCGCGUCGUGGGUUCGUCGCGAUCCCGCGGGACAAUCCGGCAUACGGCAGGCUCUGCAAGGAGCAGGGGCUCAACGGCCGAGUGACCGAUGCUGAGUCGCAAGUCGUGCCAAACGGCGUGCGGUCGUCUCCCACGAGUGUCUCCUCCCAUAUGGCAGUGGCAGCGGCCGACGGUCCGGACUCACCAAGGCUAAAUACGACAGCAAUGACCAACGGAACCAGCAACCAGCCGAUUUCACCCUCUUCCGAGUCAGGCCCGGCACAGGCCCGACCAUUGGUCAAUGGGAUCCACGGCACGCUCAAUAGCAGCAGUGACUAGCUAGGCCCUGCAACAACGGGUCUGACUGCGGUCAAAGACAAUAUGGUUGCCAUUCCCAAAAUCAAGAAAAUCUAUCUCUCAUUUGUUUCGAAGAGCAAGGCCGGAAACAUGGAUAGAUCGGGGUGCCUU
Molecule: messenger RNA, 4908 nt
Organism: Canariomyces notabilis
Lineage: Eukaryota; Fungi; Ascomycota; Sordariomycetes; Sordariales; Chaetomiaceae
Exons: 4
Coding region: 184-4779 (1531 amino acids)
Cellular component (GO): nucleoplasm
Molecular function (GO): protein binding
Source: RefSeq, a predicted model, not a curated record